UGGGGUUUUAAAAAACCCUCCAAAAGCCCUAUCACAUGGCAUCAGAACGAAAUCAUCUUUCCCCUCUUUCCCUUUCCCUUUCCCUAUCCCCAUUUCCAUCAUUCCCUCCCAUUCUUGAAACCCGAGCCGCCAUGGCCGAGUCAGAGGAAGAAGCUCUGUGCCGAAACUACCCUUACGCCCUCUACUUCGUCCAGAGCCCCUCCACCGUCUCCCAUGCAAACAGCGCCGACCUCGGCCGCACCUGCACCGCCCUCAGCCUCACCCACGCCGCCAACAACCACCCCAACAACGACUACUCCCCGCCGCGCUCCGAGCCCACUCGCCCGCCUCUCUCCCGCUACUCCUCCCGGGGCUCCAACAACACCUUCGCCCGCCACGAGAAGAAGGUGUCGUACGACGACGAUUUCCAGAGCCACGGCACCGGGGUUGCCCAGAACGCCGGGGAGAAUCUCGGCGCCGGAGUUGAGCGGCACUGCGCCGGCGAGGAUGAAGACGGGGAGGACGAUUUCGAUGAGUAUUAUUAUGGGAGACGAGGAGGGUGGAAGAGAUUCUUGUCGAUGGGGUAUUCAGAUUCCGGUGCGUGGAUGUUCAUGCAGAUUGCUUGGAGGCUUGUGUUCAGUAUGGCGGUUGCUUUGGUCGUCUUCUACAUUGCUACCAAGCCGCCGCCGCCUAAAGUCUCCGUCAAGAUUGUUGGAAUUCGAGAGUGGGGAUUAGAAGAGGGAGUGGAUGCCACGGGUGUGACUACUAAAAUGCUAAGCUGCAAUUGCUCCAUUGAUCUCAUCAUAGACAACAAAUCUAAGCUCUUUGCUCUCCACACUCAUCCUCCCCUCACCUCAAUCUACUUUGGUAGACUUCCUUUCGCCACCUCUCAACUCGGUGGGGAGCUGUACGCGGGGAGUUCGGGUACAACGUUGUUCAAGUUAACGGUGGGUACGAGGAAUAAACCGAUGUACGGCGCCGGGAGGGCGAUGCAGGACAUGAUGGAUUCCGGCAAGGGGUUGCCGGUGGUGGUGCGGCUGCGGUUCGUGUCGUGGUUCCGGGUGGUGUGGGGUCUCAUCAAACCAAAAUUCCACCACCAAGUGGACUGCCUUGUCGUCCUCUCCAAAUCUUACAACAAGAAACGCCGGACUCAAGUCUUUAACAGCACCUGCGUCAUUCUCUGAUCAAUGUUAUAAUUAUUUAAUUUUUUUUUAAUUUUAUGAAAUGACGAGAGAAAUCCACUAUCAUUAUUCAAGAGGAUGCAUGUGUUACAGUAAACAUUCUUUUUUUUUUUUUUUUUUUUUUCUAUUACUAUGUAUCUUUGUGUAUGGGACAAGUAAGCUUGCAAGAAAGAGUUUAUUAUUUUAUUGUA
This is a messenger RNA of Ipomoea nil (Japanese morning glory), 1351 nucleotides long. RefSeq lists its product as uncharacterized. Bases 36 to 1163 code for a protein of 375 amino acids. The transcript has 3 exons. Lineage: Eukaryota; Viridiplantae; Streptophyta; Magnoliopsida; Solanales; Convolvulaceae. The record is from RefSeq and is a predicted model, not a curated record.